AUGGAUUAUAAUAAAAUUAAUAAUACAUCAUGUAAUUAUUUUAAUGAUCUCUAGCAAACAUAUUUAAUGAAUCUCAAUUUGAUUAAUCAAGACAAGAGGAUGUAUUUAGCUAUAUUAUUUUUAAGGUUGUUAAUUUUUUAAGAGAGCCAAGAACAAACAAAAAAUUAUCUUACUAGUACCCAGUUGUCUAAGAAGCCACUUCAUAUUGGGAUCAAUUAUUAGCUGGAAGAUUAGAUUCAAUCUCCUUAAUCCCUACAACAAAAUGUGCUGUUUUCACUUUGUUCUUAAUAUCAUUUUAUAUGGGUUUAUUUGGAUUGAUUUUGUUUGGAGUCUCUACAAAUAUUUAAGAAGUUAGAAUUCCUUAUGNAAUAGGCUGA
This is a messenger RNA of Paramecium sonneborni, 377 nucleotides long. Lineage: Eukaryota; Ciliophora; Oligohymenophorea; Peniculida; Parameciidae. The record is from the annotation of a GenBank genome assembly.